GACAGGCAGUUGAAAUUUCGGAGACCCGCGCAAUUUUUGGCUCCUCGUAUUUCCGAGCAGAUUUUCUCAGACAUGCGAGCACAAUCCAAGAACCACAAGCAUAGGCAGGCAUUGUAAUGGAAGCCAUCCAAAUCAAGCCUCGCCACCGACAAGAAGCCAUCCAGUUCCGGAGCCAUCUCAUGAACCCGCUCCACUUCGCGCUCAGACCCAAAAUCUCCUUCGCUGGGUCUCGCUUCAUCUCGCUCUUCUGUUCUUCCGCCCUGGCUGCAAAUCAGGCUCAAGUUCGGAUUUUGGACGCGCCGAGUUCGCGGAGUCCUGAUUCGAGGAAAGAGGGCGCUGGUGGGAACGGGAAUGGGAAUGGGAAUGGGAGAAUUAAGGUUAAGGGUAAGUCCCCCGAUGCUCAGCUGAAGCAGAGGUGGUUGGACUCGCUCACUUGCCCUGUUGCCGCUAGUUCUGGGUGGGUAGAUUGUGAUGGAGAUAGUUUGGGCUUGGAUUGGGUUAUCGGCAUCGAUCCGGAUCUCUCGGGUGCAUUGGCGCUCUUGAAACCCGACAAGUCCGGGUUUUCAGCUCAGGUGUUUGAUUCUCCCGCUGUUCCAAUACUGGUUGGUAAAAGAACUCGAAGGCGAUUGGAUCCCAAGUCUAUUGUUCAGUUGCUUCGGAGCUUGGAUGCUCCAAUUGGGACAAAGGCAUACAUAGAACAGUCUAUUCCAUUUCCUAAUGAUGGUAAACAGGGAUGGUGGAGUGGAGGUUUUGGAUAUGGCUUGUGGAUUGGAAUCUUGGUUUCGUCGGGAUUUUCCGUGGUUCCAGUUGCAUCUUCACUGUGGAAAAAUGUAUUUGAGCUCUCUGGGAGUGCCUUCACAAAGGAUGACAGUCGGAGGGUUGCAUCAAGUUUGUUUCCUUCUUUGGAUGAUCAACUUAAAAGGAAGAAAGACCAUGGUAGAGCUGAGGCUCUUCUUAUUGCCGCCUAUGGGAAAGGCUUGAAGUUGAAGUCAAAUUCAUCGUGUAUUGUUGAGGAAGUGGUCUCUUCGUCGCUCCAUUUGUUUUGA
Rhodamnia argentea is the source of this 1046-nucleotide messenger RNA. Its product is annotated as Holliday junction resolvase MOC1, chloroplastic-like. Bases 117 to 1046 code for a protein of 309 amino acids. The record is from RefSeq and is a predicted model, not a curated record. Lineage: Eukaryota; Viridiplantae; Streptophyta; Magnoliopsida; Myrtales; Myrtaceae. The transcript has 7 exons. Gene Ontology annotation, molecular function: crossover junction DNA endonuclease activity.